Molecule: messenger RNA, 944 nt
Organism: Pocillopora verrucosa
Lineage: Eukaryota; Metazoa; Cnidaria; Anthozoa; Scleractinia; Pocilloporidae
Product: cilia- and flagella-associated protein 95
Cellular component (GO): plasma membrane
Source: RefSeq, a predicted model, not a curated record
UUUAACUGCGGGCGCUGUUAUCAAAGCGAGGCUGAGCGCUAAUGUUGCCAUGGAUAUUAUGUAAACUCUGAGCGAUUUCAGGUUGUUUCCAGCUGGUAAACAGUGUACUAUUGAACGGAGCGAACGAUCAUGACGGAGAAUCAUCCAAACCCGCUUGCUUUCAUUCCUGACUAUGUGGAGAGAAAAGGAUCUCUCUUCUUACGGUCUGAUCACAUGGAUUAUGGCAGACCAACUCUUGUGUCCAACUGGCAUCAAGCAAGGGAAGCUGAGCCCAAAGAAUAUGACAUCAAAGAUUACCAGCCCGAAAAGAGGAACCUUCACAACUCCACAUACCAUCGCAUUGGAAAUGUCACAGAUGGGUCUUUACCUGAUACAACCAGUCAUGACCAAAUGGAACAAGCAGUGAAGCUUAAAAGUGACUUUGAAACAAGAGAAACAAGACGGCAGAUGGUAGACAUGAACACUUUUAAAAGCGUUAAUUUCCAAAGAGAUACUGGGGCACCUGAGAGAGGAUUUGGUAGUGUACUUCCAAGACAUCCACUUGACCAUGGAAAGAGGUACCUUGACACCACAUAUAGAGUGGAUUACGACUCCCCGUACCCAUAUCAAACACAAAAGACUCCUCCUCCAGAGCCCGAUCAGUCUGCACUUUGGCGGAAGUGCCACUCCCAGUUUACCGACGUGGACGACUACAGACGACACGGAACAAACACUUGGCACGAUGAGUCAGGAAUUUACGCUAACACAGCUGUACGAGAGCAUGUUUUACAACCCACAAAUCCCAUUCCAGAACGACUUGGCUAAUGUGUAUGAAGUUACUUAGGAGAUGUUUUAGACUUUUUUUAAUCAUGAUAAGCAAAGAUUUUAAUUAACAAUUUUUCUUUUUAAAAUUCACGUCUUCCCCUUUUCUCAUUGAAUUGAUAAACUGAAAAUAAAGUGCAUAU